Molecule: messenger RNA, 1488 nt
Organism: Caenorhabditis auriculariae
Lineage: Eukaryota; Metazoa; Nematoda; Chromadorea; Rhabditida; Rhabditidae
Source: the annotation of a GenBank genome assembly
AUGGCUGAUCAAGACGAAGCUCAUCUUGCCGAGCUUAAAAAGAAGAGAACCUUCCGCAAGUUCACCUACCGAGGUGUUGAUCUUGAUCAACUUCUUGACAUGUCGCGGUAUGUUUUUUUUUUUUUUUAUUUCUCCUAUAGCUGUAUUAAUUUUUUUGUUUUUCCCGUUUGAAGCUAGUUUUGACGCGGGUGGCAAAAAAAAUUUAUUGGUCUAAAGACUAUCCGAUGAAGCGUGCUUAGGCGCGAAGAUCCCGCCUUUAGAGAUCUAAAUGUUUUUUCUUGCAAUUUUUUUUCUCCCAAACGGACGAAGCCAACGAACAAGCAAACUAAUGCCGUUUUCAAGGUGAUUUCGCCUAUUCCAAAUUGGCGCAAUUGUUUUUUUUUUAACCCGAUUUUCCUAACCUUUUUCUAAAAUCUCGAUAAAGAGUCAGAAAACAACUUCGUUAAAUUAUAGAUCUGGAAAUAUGAAGGGAUGAAGGAAAAUUCUUUUAAAACGAAUUCUGCGUUCAAAGUAAUUCCGGCGAAUUAAAAAUGGACGCUUUAUUCGUUUAAAAUGAUUUCGGGAAGUAGGCAGAAUAGGUAUUACGGGAGCGCGAAGAAAAAAUUAGUCUCGCAACGAUAUAUCACUAGAUAUGCAUUUUACGGUGAUGUUUACGCGCGAUUUUGAAAUUUCGUAGUAAAUGCCCAAAUUAUUCCGAAAAAUUGAGUUCAAGCGUGAAAGCGGUAUAUAGUUUUAGGGCUCAAUUGUUCUGCGUCUACACGGAAUACACGUUUUGCUUAUUUCCCGAAAUGAUUUCAAACGAAUAACGCUUCAAUUUUCAAUUCGCCGAAAUUAUUCCGAACACGGCAUAAGUUAUUAUUACUAUUAGUGAAGUUCUAUCUUAAAAAUUAGGAGGCAACGCUUUAUAAAAUGAUAAUAAUUGAAUAGGUCACCACGAUGAUCGCAGUUCCAUGGAGAAGUUCAUAAAGCGUUGCAAACGCGAGAAUAAACUUGACGUCAAUCCGUGCUUAGAAAGAAAAACAUAUUCGUCUGGAACUAACGCGCUGCGUACUUUUCGGCAAUUAAAACGUAAAAGAUUAGUUUAUUUUUUUCAGGGAUCAGUUUUCGAAGCUUCUGGUCGCGCGCAAGCGCAGACGUCUUUCUCGUGGAUUGAAGAGGAAGCACCUCGCGCUCAUCAACCGAGUCCAAAAGGCGAAAAAAGCCGCCGGCGUCCUGGAAAAGCCAGCUGUGGUGAAAACUCACUUGCGCGACAUGAUCAUCCUUCCCGAAAUGAUCGGAUCAGUCAUCGGCAUUUACAAUGGAAAAGUUUUCAACCAGGUGAUUUUAUUCCUUCCCAUUUGUUCGUAAUUAACGAUUUUGCAGACCGAAAUCAAGCCAGAAAUGGUCGGUAAUUAUCUCGGAGAGUUCGCUAUCACCUACAAGCCUGUGAAGCACGGAAGACCAGGUAUUGGUGCCACGCACUCUUCCCGCUUCAUUCCUCUUAAGUAA